This is a messenger RNA of Gadus macrocephalus (Pacific cod), 1321 nucleotides long. RefSeq lists its product as uncharacterized. The coding region runs from base 105 to 1004 and encodes 299 amino acids. The record is from RefSeq and is a predicted model, not a curated record. Gene Ontology annotation, cellular component: extracellular region. Gene Ontology annotation, molecular function: guanylate cyclase activator activity. The transcript has 6 exons. Lineage: Eukaryota; Metazoa; Chordata; Actinopteri; Gadiformes; Gadidae.
GGUGAAGGGAGGCAGAGCACAGAUCCAGAGCAGCAUCUUCUGAACGCACCACCCCGCAAGAGAAGAAGAGCAAGUGUCGAGGCAGCUCCACCACAGCCAUCACCAUGACGACCACGGCCCCAGCUGUUGCUAUGCUACUCCUGAUCCUGGCCCUGAACUCUGGGACCUCCGAGGCCGUGCAGGUCCAGGUGGAAGGGCUGAGCUUCUCCCUGGAGGACGUGCGGAUGCUCCAGAAGCUGACCCAGGGCCCGAGCCGACCGGGCAGCAUGAGCCCCAGACUGAGGGCCAGCUCCUGGCUGGUGUGCUCACACCCUGCCCUCCCCAACGCCUUCCAGGCCCUCUGCGACCAGCACAACAACGCUUCCCCCGCGCUGCUCGGCCUGAACGUGCCAUUAUCCUCCGCAAACAGCGCUGACCUACUGCUAUCAGGGAGGUUCCCUUAUUGGACAGGCCGAAGAGUGAUCUACGGGCCUGAUGACGAGGAAGAGGAGAUGGGGCCGGGGUUUAUGGACGAUGUCUGUGUUGGGUCAGGCUGGUUAAUGAACCAUAGCUACUCCCCGGAGCCGCCUCAGGCUAUAAGAGGGGAGCCGGAGGGGACAGACCCGUCACAGAGCAACCUGAGUCUCAAGCUUUCACUGUUUGCCUUUGACGAGAUCUUGACCGUGCCGACCAUGAGAGCUGUGCAGAGUCUGAUGCUGGUGCUGGCUGCUUGCAGCGUGAGUGGAGCCAAGGGCGUCAUGGUGAAGGACGGGGACCUGGUUUUCCCCCUCCAGGCCGUGGAGACCCUGAGAGGCCUGAUGGACCUCGAUGGUCCGGUCUCCCCACACCUCAGCCGGACCAGUGCGGCGAUGGUCUGCCAGGACCCAAACCUGCCCCAGGUCUUCCAGCCCGUGUGUCAGGACAAGGGAGCGGCCAUGAGCUUGUCCAGAAUCGUGAGUGUCCUGAACUUCAGGGACGCCUGUGACAUCUGCGCUAACCCGUCCUGCUUCGGCUGCCGGCAGUGAGGGCCAGGGGUCGGCCAGGGGUCGGCCGGGGCCUCAGUGAGGGGCCCCCCACCCCCGCCUUCAACAUCUCACACCCGCCAUCUUCCCCCGAUCCAACAUGGCCGCCUGGCCCUGCUGGGGGCCCUGCCUCCCAUUGGUCAACUUCUUGUUACUAUUUUUAUUUUGGUUUUAUUGAUUGGCUACAGAAUAAUAUCACGGUUGGGUAAACUUCCUGUGUUCCUUCCUGGUCUUCCCUGUGUGUUGAUUACAACAAUGCAGUCUGUGUUUUUUUUUAUAAUUAUUUAUCUAAAGUUUUCGAUUAAAAAACUGAUCAUCAA